Molecule: messenger RNA, 3074 nt
Organism: Stegastes partitus (bicolor damselfish)
Lineage: Eukaryota; Metazoa; Chordata; Actinopteri; Pomacentridae
Product: long-chain fatty acid transport protein 1-like
Exons: 14
Coding region: 940-2892 (650 amino acids)
Biological process (GO): medium-chain fatty acid transport; long-chain fatty acid import into cell; long-chain fatty acid metabolic process
Cellular component (GO): endoplasmic reticulum membrane; plasma membrane; mitochondrial inner membrane
Molecular function (GO): long-chain fatty acid transmembrane transporter activity; oleoyl-CoA ligase activity
Source: RefSeq, a predicted model, not a curated record
CUAGAAAGACACAAAGUGAAACAGAAACCCAAAAAAGCUCUGAAAUAUUUGUAGUUCUUUUCAUGUUUUCAGUUUUAUAGAAAUUGAUUUAAAUGGGAGCAAACUUCUGGAUUUCAAAUCAAUCUUUCUACGUGACAGGUUUUGCUUUUGUGGUGUGUUUUGAAUUUUCUCUGAACUGUUGUAGCGACAAAAAACUUUAACUGUGCAAAACUGAGCAGGUUUGCAUGUUACUGCUUAUGAGUUUUCUCUUGUAUGGAGAAAAGCAUACCCAGUUUUCUUUUAAAAUAGUUCAAAUUUUAAAGUCUGCAUUCGUUUGACAGCUAUUUUUCAGGUUAAACUUUAAAUGCACAAAACAUGCAAAAAGAAAAUAACACACAACUGCUUCAAAAUAGCAGAUUAACCCGACUCUGGCUUUAAAUCUUGGAUGUGAAGUGAUAAUUAUCCCGUGACAGGUGCCCUUCUGCUGUGCUUUUUACUUUUUAAAGGCUGCAAUCUAAAGAUGAGAACCUACUUGUUGUUCUAAAUGUGGUUCUUUUACAUGUAAUGGAAUAUUUUCUCGUUGUACUUCGACUAGACUUAAAGGAAUUCACCUACUAAUGUGGCAUUCUGAAUGUUUCCCUUCAAACGAACAAUUACUUUAAUACUUUCGGCAUGAAAUCAGACGUUUAUCAUGUCGUAAAUCAGACUCUACAUGACGUUUUUGCCUCCUGGGGGGGAGUGAAUCACCCUCGGUGUGGUGACGCAGGAGCUAUGAGUCGCAACCUGCACCGCUCUCUGACUAUGUGCUGCCUCCUAUCAGGCAUUUCGCCUCUGUCGGCCACUCUGUAAACACUGGACCGCCCUGCAGAGCUGCUGAAUGAGCUCUUCAGAGACCGUUCCUGCUGUCAACUCUCUGUAUUCUUGUUGGAGAACACUUAAAAUACCUGCACAGAUAACAUCAUGCCUCUGACUAGCGGUGUCACACUGAGCCUCGUUGUUUUGGGGGCCGUGCUGCUGCUGUCCCUCUCAUGGCUCCAUAUCCUGUUGGUGGGAUUCGGGCUGGGCAUUUUCUCGAUGGGAUCCUGGAAGUACAUUCAUGUAGCUGCGUGCACCGUCAAGAGAGACUUAAUGUGCUUGGUUGUUAUACUAAAAGUUAGGUUAUCCAUGUACCGUAAUCUGCGAAAUAGAAGCACCAUCCCUUCCCUGUUUGCUCAGAUGGUGACCCUGCACCCAGACAAACCUGCCUUAAUCUACGAGGCCACAGGAGAGGUUUGGAGUUUCAGGGAGCUGCAGGAGCGAUGCCAUGCUGUGGCACACUGGGCUCUGGCGCAGGGCUGGACGGAGGGCGAUGUGGUGGCACUGUACCUGGAGAGCCAGCCGUUAUCGGUGGCUCUGUGGCUGGGCCUGGCUACGGUGGGUGUAGAGGCUGCAUUCCUCAACCACAACCUUCGUCUGCACUCGCUGCUGCACUGUGUCAAUGUGUCUGGAGCUCGAGCUGUGGUGUUCGGAGCAGAGAUGACUGAAGCGGUGUCAGAAGUGAUCGACCUGUUGCAGCCCGACAUGGUUUUGUUCAGGACUGGUGAUCAGCAGCAGGAUGAGAAGAAACUCUGCAGCCUCCAAGUUCAGAACUUGGACACUUUGCUGGCUGGUUUCCCCAAACACCCACCACGGUACAAACUGGAAAAAGAAUUUAACGACAGACUUUUCUACAUCUACACGUCUGGUACGACAGGAAUGCCAAAGGCAGCUAUAGUGGUGCACAGUCGGUAUUAUCGCAUCGCUGCCUUUGGUUUUCACUCCUUUGGCUUGCGUCAUGAUGACAUCAUCUACAACUGCCUUCCCCUCUAUCAUUCUGCAGGUACCAUCAUGGGUGUAGGACAAUGUUUGCUCUUUGGCUUGACUAUUGUGAUCAGGAGGAAGUUCUCAGCCAGUCGCUUCUGGGACGACUGUGUCAAACACAACUGCACUGUUAUCCAGUACAUAGGUGAGAUCUGCCGUUAUCUGUUGGCCCAGCCUGUCCGCCCAUCUGAGGCUCAACACCGGGUCCGUGUUGCCUACGGUAACGGCCUCCGACCCUCCGUGUGGGAAGAGUUUGUCCAGAGAUUCAGAAUCCAAAGAGUUGGGGAGUUCUACGGUGCCACUGAGUGCAACUGCAGCCUGAUCAACAUAGACGGAAAGGUGGGGGCGUGUGGAUUCAAUAGUCGUAUCUUGCCCAGCUUUUACCCCAUCAGACUGGUCAGGGUGCAGGAGGAUAACAGACAGCUGCUCAGGGAUUCACAGGGACUGUGCAUACCCUGUCUGCCUGGGGAGCCAGGCAUGUUGGUGGGACGCAUCAACCUCACUGAUCCGCUCAGGAGGUUUGACGGCUACGCGGAUAAGGACUCCACCAAUCAGAAAAUCGCUCACAACGUGUUCAAGAUGGGAGAUUCUGCUUAUAUCUCAGGUGACGUACUGGUGAUGGAUGAAUAUGGCUACAUGUACUUCAAAGACCGCAGUGGUGACACAUUUCGUUGGCGAGGGGAGAAUGUUUCCACCACAGAGGUGGAGGGAGUUCUCAGCGGCCUUCUGGGACACACUGAUGUUGCCGUCUAUGGAGUGUCUGUGCUAGGGGUGGAGGGAAAGGCUGGCAUGGCAGCAAUAGCUCAUGCAGGAGGCCAAUUGGACCUUGAUGUGUUCUUGAUCGCUGUACAAAAAGCUCUACCCUCCUACGCACGCCCCGUCUUCCUUCGAAUCAUGCCAUCUGUUGACACUACAGGUACUUUCAAAAUUCAAAAGACACGGCUACAAAAGGAAGGAUACAAGCCGCAAGACACAAGUGAAAAGAUUUAUUUUCUGAACAGCCGUGCUGGUUGUUACGAGGCUGUUACUGAUGAACUUUAUAAGGCUAUAAUGGAGGGGAACGUGUCUCUAUGAGGCGAGAGGAGAGGACGAGGAGAUAAAGACACUUGGUGAGGAUACUGUGUGGAUUUAAAUGGAAACGAGGAAUAACAGAAAAGUCAGGGAUGAAAACGAUUAAGACAACUACAUUGCUGUAAAAAUCCUAAUACUGGAAACAUGAUCUGUUUUUGCAAUUAAAUGAACUUAUAUGUUUGUAA